Molecule: messenger RNA, 1340 nt
Organism: Chrysoperla carnea
Lineage: Eukaryota; Metazoa; Arthropoda; Insecta; Neuroptera; Chrysopidae
Product: eukaryotic initiation factor 4A-III
Exons: 5
Coding region: 119-1324 (401 amino acids)
Cellular component (GO): nucleolus; catalytic step 2 spliceosome
Molecular function (GO): ATP binding; RNA helicase activity; mRNA binding
Source: RefSeq, a predicted model, not a curated record
UACAUAUAACAAAUCAACGACUUCAACAACAUUUGUCAGUGCAUGGCAUGUAGUGUUUUUUUUUGAACUUUCUAUCAUAAUUUUAUUUUACGAAGCGUACAAUAAAAUAUAAAUAAAAAUGUCACAAGGCUCACGGCGUGUAAUUCAAGAUGAUUUGUCUAAUGUUGAAUUUGAGACAAGUGAAGAUGUGGAAGUUAUUUCUGCAUUCGAUACGAUGGGACUUCGUGAAGAAUUAUUGCGGGGUAUUUAUGCAUACGGAUUUGAAAAACCAUCUGCAAUUCAACAACGUUCGAUCAAACCAAUAAUGAAAGGACGUGAUGUAAUUGCCCAGGCUCAAUCUGGUACCGGUAAAACUGCAACAUUUUCCAUUUCUAUACUACAAAUGAUUGAUACAACAGUACGAGAAACACAAGUUUUAUGUUUAUCACCAACCAGAGAAUUAGCAACACAAAUACAAAAAGUGAUAUUGGCACUUGGUGAUUUUAUGAACGUACAAUGUCAUGCUUGUAUCGGUGGCACAAAUUUAGGUGAAGAUAUACGUAAAUUAGAUUAUGGACAACAUGUUGUUAGUGGAACUCCUGGUCGAGUGUUUGAUAUGAUUAGACGUCGAGUUUUGCGUACAAGAAACAUUAAAAUGUUGGUGUUGGAUGAAGCUGACGAAAUGUUAAACAAAGGAUUCAAAGAACAAAUUUAUGAUGUAUAUCGUUAUUUACCACCAGCAACACAAGUCGUAUUAAUUUCCGCUACUCUACCCCACGAAAUAUUAGAAAUGACUUCAAAGUUUAUGACAGAUCCUGUUCGAAUUUUAGUAAAACGUGAUGAAUUGACACUUGAAGGAAUCAAACAAUUUUUCGUGGCUGUAGAACGUGAAGAAUGGAAGUUUGAUACGCUCUGCGAUUUAUACGAUACAUUAACAAUUACACAAGCUGUUAUUUUUUGUAACACGAAACGUAAGGUGGAUUGGUUAACAGAAAAAAUGAGAGAAGCAAAUUUUACAGUCAGCUCAAUGCAUGGUGAUAUGCCUCAAAAAGAAAGAGAUAAUAUCAUGAAGGAAUUUCGAUCUGGACAAAGUCGUGUUUUAAUCACAACAGACGUAUGGGCACGAGGUAUUGAUGUACAACAAGUAUCAUUAGUAAUCAAUUAUGAUUUACCAAAUAAUCGUGAAUUGUAUAUACAUCGUAUUGGUCGAUCAGGUCGUUUUGGACGUAAAGGUGUCGCCAUUAAUUUUGUGAAAUCAGAUGAUAUUAGAAUAUUACGUGAUAUUGAACAAUAUUAUUCAACACAAAUUGAUGAAAUGCCUAUGAAUAUUGCUGAUUUAGUUUAAGUUUAUUUUAUUGUAU